AAAGAUCCACUGGGAAUAUCUUGGCGCACUGAUUUUAUCAAGGAGGAUCCUGAAUUGAAUUUGGAAAUGAAUGUAACUGAGAAUAUUGUGGAAACUUCAACAAGAUAUGCAUCUGAUAGUGCAAGAUUGACACAGAGCACUGGUGGGAGCUGUGGCAUAUCAUGUGAAGAAACACAACACCAACAGGAUGAGUUGGUGAGAGACAUGGAGAAGUCAACACACGAGUUUGGAACUGCUACAGAAGAUGUGACUGUUAAUAAAGAAUGCUCAGUUACCACACAAUAUGAAUGUAAUAUGAGGGGAAAGGAAUUACCUGUAUAUAGCUGUAAUUUCUGCCAACAGAGCUUUCCUUCAAAAUACAGACUCAUAAUUCAUGUGUUUAUGCACAUUGAUGGCACGCAACCACCUUUGUAUGUUUGUAAGUGGUGUGGUGAGGUAUUUCCUAGUAAUGUUAGUUUGAAAAAACAUUUGAGAAUGAGUGAGAAUUAUCAUGUUUUAACUGUUGGCAAUCACAAAAGAUAUGACUAUACUGAUGAGCAUCAAAGCAGUAUCUUCUUGGAUAGUGAGCCAGAAGUUCCUGUCACAGAACACAACGAGCUGAAUUCAUACAAGGAAACAUGGAAAGCUGCAGACAAGCCCGCUAAUGACACAUGUAAUGCAUACAUAACAAGUGAUGCCGAGAAAAAAAAUGAUGAUGCAAUUUUAUCUACAGCUGUUAAUGUCAGUGCCCAGGUUGAUCUAUUUGCUCCAAACAGAACUGACAAACGUGGUAUUUGUGGCAAAUUGAGUAGUAGGUCAGGUGAUCCGAAGGGAAAAGCAUACGUACACACUGUGAAAACACCUCACAAAUGUGAGAUUUGUGGGAAAUCUUUUUCUAGGUCGUGGAAACUCAAGAUACACACAGUAAUUCACACUGGAAAGAAACCUCACAAAUGUGAGAUUUGUGGAAAAUGUUUUGCUAGAUCAGAUACUCUCAAGGCUCAUGUAUUAAUUCACACUGGAAAGAAACCUCACAAAUGUGAGAUUUGUGACAAAUCGUUUUCUCGGUCAAGUACCCUCAUGACUCACUUCUUAAUUCACACUGGAAAGAAACUUCACAAAUGUGAGAUUUGUGGGAAAUCAUUUACUCAGCCAUGCUAUCUCAAGAGACAUGAAAUAAUUCACACUGGAAAGAAACAUCACAAAUGUGAGAUUUGUGGGAAAUCAUUUACUCAGCCAUCCUAUCUCAAGAGACAUGAAAUAAUUCACACCGGAAAGAAACUUCACAAAUGUGAGAUUUGUGGGAAAUCAUUUACUCAGCCUCGCUAUCUCAAGAGACAUGAAAUAAUUCACACUGGAAAGAAACCUCACAAAUGUGAGAUUUGUGGGAAAUCUUUUUCUAAGUCGUGGAGACUCAAGGCACACACAUUCAUUCACACUGGAAAGAAACCUCACAAAUGUGAGAUUUGUGGGAAAUCGUUUACCCAGCCAGACCAGCUCAAGAGACACGAAAUAAUUCACACUGGAAAGAAACUUCACAAAUGUGAGAUUUGUGGGAAAUCGUUUGCCCAGCCAGGCCAGCUCAAGAGACAUGAAAUAAUUCACACUGGAAAGAAACUUCACAAAUGUGAGAUUUGUGGGAAAUCGUUUGCCCAGCCAGGCCAGCUCAAGAGACAUGAAAUAAUUCACACUGGAAAGAAACUUCACAAAUGUGAGAUUUGUGGGAAAUCAUUUACUCAGCCAUACUAUCUGAAGAAACACGAAAUAAUUCACACUGGAAAGAAACCUCACAAAUGUGAGAUUUGUGGGAAAUCUUUUUUUAGGUCAGGCGAUCUCAAUAAACAUGUCUUCAUACACACCGGGAAAAGACCUUACAAAUGUGAUAUUUGUGGCAAAUCAUUUGUUAGAUCAGAUGACCUCAAGAGACAUGCAUUAAAACACAUUGGAAAGGGGCCUCACAAAUGUGAUAUCUGUGACAAAAGUUUCACUCAAUUGCGUACUCUUAAGACACAUGCAUUACUUCACAUCAGAAAGAAACUGCAAGUAAGUGUUAGUUUUUGCAAGUAGAUUUUCCUUGUUCGUGCCCUCAAGGUCUAUAAAAUAAUGGAUGGGGCAGGGCGACAAUAAAUUGUAAUGCCUGUGAAAUAACAUUAAAAUGUGAUAGAAUUGGGAAAAAAAGUGCAACAAUGUGUGCUAUAGAGCGGUAAGAGAUCAUGUGACAAUAUAAAAAUACAUAUCUGAACCUUGAUAUGGUAGGAAAUUGUAUUACUAAAUACUCCAGAAACGUGAAUCAAAUGUGGUUUUGUCAAUUAACACUGAUCCAUUUUCCUAUCAAUCCUGAGACAAGAAAAUUGUGAAUUGUGAUAAAUUCUUAACUUUGUCAGUAACCAUAAGUACCAUGCAAUAUUAAGUAUAAGGCCAAGGAAAUGUGAUGACGUGCUGCGUAUUAUUCCAAACAUGGUCAUUAAGUAGUACUUGUAACUCUACAUUUUAGGAACAGUGACAGCAAAAAUAUAUUAAUGGCACUUCCUUCACAAAGACUAGUAAACUCAACAAUGGAGGAACAUGAUUAUGGCAAUUAUUUUACUCAAGUAUGUUUUCUCAAGGGAUUUGCUGUGUGUGUCAUUGAUAGUGUGUAUAUUUGUGUUCUGUUACUAUUAAUCCUGCAUUAGUAAACGUAACAACAAAUAUAACAACCUGCUUAAUAGCAUGUUUGUCCAGCUGUGGAACACAAUACAGUGACAAUUCUACAUGAUAUGGACUUGAUAUGUCUUUUACAUACUUCUAGAUGUAUGUUGCACCAGUUGUAUUCCACACGUUCAGAUCAGCUAAAUGGUGUGGUUCAGACAUAAUUGCUAGUUACCAUGGUACUUAGACCACUGUGGUCGGAAAGAUUCCUUCACCAUUGGAGAGCACAUCAGGCAUGAAUGAAUCUAUGCAGUUGCAAUAAAGAUCACAUAGACUGCAACUCUCAUGCCGCCAUUGAUUACUAUCAGAUGUCCCAAAGGAGUCCAACUGACUGCCCCAUAGCAUAAUGGACCCUCCAUCUGGUGCCAUCCACCUAGAUGAUAGCAUAUCUGGACUUGGCAACCGACCUGGUGUAACAGGAAAUGUCACCCGCCCUGUUAGUUGACAUUUGCAUUGGUCUUCAUUCCAGCAUCAAUGAUCCCUUGCUCACCACAGUUGCAACUGAACAUUUUGGUGGAUUGGUAUGGAAACAUACACUGACCAUAUGUUGCGGAGCCCCACAUUCAACAAUGUGCAUUGAAUUGUGUGUUCAAAAACGUGUGUGGCUGCUCCAACAUUGUUUUAUGUCAUUAGAUAUGGCAUUUAUUGCCACAUGUCCAGCUCUAGAGAGCAGGCAAGCUUCUGACCUCCAAGAUUUGAUGAAGUAUAGAUAACCUUUUCAUAAGGUUAUGGAUUUAUCACCUUUCUGCCACUUUCCACAGAUGUUCACAACAGUAGCAUAGAUCCAGCCAACCAGCUUCACCACUGUGAGGUGCUAGUUCCCAACAGCAAUGCUACUGUAACUUGCCCUUCGCUAAAGUCACUUAUGUCAUUGGCUUUACAUGCUAGCAACCCAUCUAAUUGGAUGAACAAUUCCUUGUUAAUCUUUGGUCUGCUUACUUGUAAUGUGCUUAAUGUAUCAUGUGCAUACAACAUCUGGCAUUCAGGCUCCCAAUGGGCAGUAUUCAUGACAUUUUUGCUCAUCAGUGCAUCUUCAUGUGAUAGGUCAGAUGCUAAAAUGUGUAAUCUAACAAAUUCAUUGUACUUGGUUGCCUUUUAAACCAGUGAAUGAUAACUAUUUUUCUUGUGAAAUUUUCUUGUUUCACAAAGUUCUGUACAUAAUUAAGAGAUAAUGUAGAUAAGUGUUAUGCACCAAAGCUCUUUUAAGUAUUUGCUCAGCAUUUAAUACUGUGUAAAUUCUACACGAAAUUAAAUAGAUAAACAAACAUUUGGUGUUCUGAUUCGAUUCCAGUUAUCUGUAUACACAAGAACAACACUUGGGAGAACUUAGAACAUGAGUACUAAAUAUUUCUUGUGUUGUAUUCAAUGAUGU
Molecule: messenger RNA, 4039 nt
Organism: Schistocerca nitens (vagrant locust)
Lineage: Eukaryota; Metazoa; Arthropoda; Insecta; Orthoptera; Acrididae
Product: zinc finger protein 729-like
Exons: 3
Coding region: 67-2046 (659 amino acids)
Biological process (GO): regulation of transcription by RNA polymerase II
Molecular function (GO): RNA polymerase II cis-regulatory region sequence-specific DNA binding; DNA-binding transcription factor activity
Source: RefSeq, a predicted model, not a curated record